UCGGUCGGCACGUGGUAGCUAGCGUGGACGACGGCAAAGCACCUUACUAAGCGGCCAGUCCGACUCAUCUGCUUCCAAACAGUCGACCAAUUACGUCGUCUCGACAAAAAAAAACUAAAAAAAAAUGUGAAAGGGUCUUCUAUAACAAUAAGUGUUCAGUAACGUGUUAAAAUAAUAUAUUUACAAUAUUAUCAGCUUGUGUUUGUGGGAAAUCCGAAGAAUCUGUUUACAUUUCGUACCCUCAAUAAAGGCGUUAUAAUUUAAGCUUUGAGCAAAUAGCAUCUGUACAAUUGACGAUAACAUAAGAUUUAUAAAACCGCUACUUCGGGGAGAGAGGUAGGACUGUGAGAAUGGAUGUGAAGGGCAAAAUUGUUGAGUGCGAGGAAGUGGACUAUGAGUACGUGCCCCCUGAAGGAGGAUGGGGGUACAUGGUGUGCAUCGGCCUGUCUGUUAUAUUCAUCGCCGGCACAGCUCACCAGCCAGUAUUCGGUUUUAUAUACAACGACUUUUUGGACGAACUAGGAGUCGGCACGGCAGCAGUUACAGUUGUUUUUGGGGUGUUUCAAGUCACGUUAGCUGUUGCAGGAUUUUCAGCAAACAUAGCUUUAAAGAAACUAUCUUUGAGACAAGUUGGUUUAAUAGGAGCCGGUAUUUAUACGCUAGCGUCAUUCCUAGCCAUUUUCGUAGUAUCUACGACACAGCUGAUCAUAACAAAUGGCUUCCUACAUGGCUUGGGAAUGGGCCUCCUCAUACCUGUCUCCUACACAAGUUUCAAUAGCUAUUUUACAAAGAAAAAAGUGCUCUAUCUAAGUCUUUGUAAGGCUUCAAUUGGAAUGAUAACGAUGUUCUACCCGUUGUUUAUCAAGUUUACGAUGUCGGAGUAUGGGUUUAGAGGGACUCUCGCUAUUCUUUGUGGGAUAUCAGCGCAUAGUAUAUUUGGGGCGGCAGUGAUGCAUCCUGUGAAGUGGCACAUGGUGAAGCAACCGAAGCCCUGCGAAAAAAUUGUUUUAAUACCACCGACACCCGCCAAAGAAGACAACAAAGAUAAUAAGUUCGAUUUCACGAAGACCUUGCCGCGAAUCGAUUCAUCAGAAAAUGCGAGAUCUGUCGAGAAUCUGUAUCGAAUCAAUCGAUUGGAAAAUCCUCAGAAAGGAGCCGAAUUACUAUUUGUGUCGAAAUUAAGCGAUUCCAGACGAUUAAGCAUACCAGUUGUCUUGAUCCCAGCAGAUGGAAGAAUCGAUAGUAGUUUCGAUACGAGUGACCAUGUGUAUCGGGAGAAUUUAUUCAAAGCUGCGUCGGUAUCGAGUUUGGGCAAUUUUGGGAAUAUUGCUGCGGAGCCCAUGCCAAUAAUAAAGAAUAAGGAAGGGAAAUGGCAAACAAUAUCGGAAUUCCUCGACUUAUCUCUCCUAAAAGAUUUGGUCUACGUUAAUAUUAUAUUUGGCCUGGCAUUAACCUUCUUCUCCGACCUCACAUUUUUUACUCUGGAGCCAUUAUUUUUGGACAAAAAACAUCUAAGCAAGGCUGAAAUAGCGACAAUAAUAGCGGUUGGGGGAGCGACAGAUAUGUCGGCGCGUCUGUUUCUGGGCGUGGCCGGACAAUUCUUCAGAAUGAAUAGCCGAUAUAUGUUCUUCUGUGGAGCCUUGUUUACAGCCAUAUUUAGAUUUGUAUUCAUCCAGUUCACAACCUACGUACCGCUUCUGAUCCUGACUGGAGUGCUUGGUUCCUUGAGGUCUCUAGUCCAUAUCGCACAGCCAAUAGUAUUAGCAGAGUACGUGCCUAUUGAGAGGUAUCCACCAGCCUAUGGACUCUAUAUGCUGCUUGCUGGAGCUAUCAGUUUGAGUGUUGGGCCUAUGAUUGGUUUCGUCCGAGACUACACAGGCAGCUACGCGAUAGCUUUCAACAUGUUGACAGUCUGCAAUCUGCUAUGCGUACUACCAUGGGCCAUUGAAGGAGUAGUGAAAUAUAGAAAAAAUAAGAACACUGCCAAUAAUCCUCCAAAGACGUAAAAUAUAAUUUAGCAUAAUUCUGAGGAAUAAGUAUUUUUUUUUAUAAAAGAAUUUGAUACUCUAUUUAGACUUGCAAUUAUUUUCGUUUUGUGUGUAUGAAUUUCUUAGAUGUACAAUGGACGAAAUAUUCGGUGCAGUGCAGAAUUUAAUUCGUGUUAAAAUGAAAGUAAUUUCAAUAUACAAAAGCUUUUUGCUACUUAAAACUUUUAAGUAGCUUAGACAUGUGUACAUAUUUGCACCAACUUAAAAAAAAUUAAAAUAAUUUAUAAUUUAAAUAAAUGGUUGCACUUCUUAUUAUUGUUGAAUGAAUUUAAAAUAAUGCAAUUAGUUGAAACCUUGCAUAAUGGAGAAAAUUUGAAUCGUAAAUUGUCAAUUGUGUCGGAUUUUUAUUUUAUAACUCAACAUAAUUACGUUUAGUCAUAAUAUGCGAUGAAAUGCCGAAUAAUUAAUUUAAGUUUAUUUUUAAUUAUGUCUUAAUUAGGCUCAAAGAAAAUGAAAUUGUAUAUAUUUUUGGACACUGCCGUUAUUAAUAGAUAUAUUUUAAGGUUAACUUUAGUCCAGACCUGUAGAUAUACAGUGUAUUGUUUAACUAAAAAAUAUGCCAUAUCUUGCCGUAGUUAGUAAAAGACUAUUAAUAUGUAUACUUUGUAUAGAAUAAGAGAAAGAAAUAGUCUUCGUUUUGCUAGUGUAUUAUUAGCUUAAAUUAUAAAAAGAAAUAUUAUUAAAGGUAGAAUUACUUAUAAUUAUUAUUUUUAUAUAAAUAA
Molecule: messenger RNA, 2770 nt
Organism: Spodoptera litura
Lineage: Eukaryota; Metazoa; Arthropoda; Insecta; Lepidoptera; Noctuidae
Product: monocarboxylate transporter 9
Biological process (GO): monocarboxylic acid transport; transmembrane transport
Molecular function (GO): monocarboxylic acid transmembrane transporter activity
Source: RefSeq, a predicted model, not a curated record